UCUUUCUAGAAUUAUGUCACUCUGUUAUAUAUAAAUGCGUCGACCACUGUAUCAGAUCAAUAUUCUGGACAAAGUAACUACUCCUGUGCAUACUGAAAAUUUAGGAAAUUGCUAAAAAGUGCGCAAUGGCUCUAAUUCCAAUUACCUACGACUUCAACCCAUUUUACCCAUCCGUCUAUGCCCCUGCUACGCCGUUCAGGAGCUUGAUUUCUAGCGUUCUGAACGAUGAACUAUUUGGUGCCGCUAGAGAUGUACCGGCUAAAUGGAGCCAUGUUUUCUACUUGGAUAACUUUAGACCGGAAGACGUAAAAAUGACCGUAGAAGACGGCAACGUUAAAAUUCACGCUCGCCACGUCCGCGGGGACGACGAAAACGGAGAGAUGAGGGAGGUCAAACGGUGUGUCAAAAUUCCGGACGGGGUCGACCAGGCCAAAGUUCAAGGCAGGAUGAUGAAUGACCGCACGUACGUGGUAGAGGCACCGCUCUUACGCAAUGAAACGGAAGAAGUUGAGCUCAAAGUAGAAAGUGUUCCAGCCAUAACAGACGGUAAGGAAAAAGACAUGCAAUUAGUCGAAAGCAAUAAGAAACCAUUUGAAACCAAACUGGACUUGUCAAUGUUUGACCCCGCAGAGGUCAAGGUCAAACGACGUGGAAACCAAGUGUCCGUCUCUGCGGAUCAUGAGAGCGAGGAAAAUGGGAUGAAAAUAUCUCGGUCUUACAGGCGGGAGUUUACCGUGCCCCAGGGCGUGGACUAUAAACAAAUCAAGUGUGUCCGGGACCCCAAGGGACGAGUGGCUGUUAUGGCCCCUAAAGCCGAGAAGUAGUGUGUUCUGGGUAGCAGGGAGUCGUUUAAUCCUGGUGGAAGUUUAGGAGACUGAACAUUUAUUAACCUAAUUUGUCGGUAUGUCAGUGCGAGUGCCCCUGCGUGCAUAGUUGAUAACGUACCACUAAAGUUUGCUUUAUUUGUUGACCAGAAUGUCUUCAUAAUGUUUGUAACAAGUUGUGAUGUAACAUAUUAUGUACUCAAGCUAGCUUAUUGUCAUCUACCUUUAUGGAUGUUCAUAAAUAAUACACUAUAAUACUAUGUUAUUUGUUGUAUACAUAUAUUAAGUGGAAUGUUGUUAUUUCCUUUAGAAACAAAUCCUUUUAGUGGUUUAUAAUUUUAUAGAUAAUUCUUGGUCAAAUAUUUCAUGCAGAAAGUACAUGCAAAAUUAUGUAUUUCGCUCAUAUUUAGUUGUUUUUAUUAAUUCUGUUUCCUUAUUUUGCCUUCAAUUGAAGGUAAUAAAAUUGUACACUGA
This is a messenger RNA of Saccostrea cuccullata (small rock oyster), 1298 nucleotides long. RefSeq names its product heat shock protein beta-1-like. The transcript has a single exon. The coding region runs from base 126 to 824 and encodes 232 amino acids. The record is from RefSeq and is a predicted model, not a curated record. Gene Ontology annotation, biological process: protein refolding; response to heat. Gene Ontology annotation, cellular component: cytoplasm; nucleus. NCBI's taxonomy places the organism in Eukaryota, Metazoa, Mollusca, Bivalvia, Ostreida, Ostreidae.